Messenger RNA from Tyto alba (common barn owl), 2602 nucleotides. RefSeq names its product nucleotide binding protein like (gene NUBPL). The coding region runs from base 1178 to 1747 and encodes 189 amino acids. Gene Ontology annotation, cellular component: mitochondrion. The record is from RefSeq and is a predicted model, not a curated record. The transcript is spliced from 13 exons. Gene Ontology annotation, molecular function: ATP binding; ATP-dependent FeS chaperone activity; 4 iron, 4 sulfur cluster binding. NCBI's taxonomy places the organism in Eukaryota, Metazoa, Chordata, Aves, Strigiformes, Tytonidae. Gene Ontology annotation, biological process: mitochondrial respiratory chain complex I assembly; iron-sulfur cluster assembly.
GGAGAGCCCCGGCGGGCCGCGUCCCGGCGCGGCCGGUUCAGCGGUUCCGCUCGCUGCAGGGCGCUGGCAGCGCGGGGGCAGCGGGCGCGGAAGAUGAGCCCGCCUGGUUUUUUCCCUCCACCUGAGUCAGUUCUGCGGGAGCAGCGAGCGGUCGCUCACCGCCUGCGGCGGUAAAAUCGGGCCGCCCGGCGGUAGGUGGGACGCCGCCUGCAGAGGUGCAUGCAGCUGCCCGGAGCCCGUCUGCCCAGGGCGCAGGAAAGCCGUCGCAUACCUCUUCUUCCCAUAUAACGGCGAAGGGGGACUUGCACCCGGGACCGAGACCGGGACCCCUGGCGCGGCUCUGGGGGGAACACAGCCCCCCGGAGAGCUGCCUGCGCGCCACCGGCGCCUCAGCGCCUGGGGCGUCUCUCCCUUGGCUUUAGCGGUAUUUCUUGUGCCUGAGGCAGCUGUAACGGGAAAGACCGCUAGGUCUAGCCAGCCAGUUUUUUAAAGCUUCCAACUUUCUUAAGUGAUGUUUUAUGCCUUUUUUUUUUUUUUUCUUCCUUUUAAGUGAUAAGAUCGAUCAUACUUGACUGUUUGUCUAAACAGAAUGCCCACUGGUGUUAUUUUUAAGUAGGCCCUGUUCCGACCAGCCUGCUUGCUUGUGGAGCUCUCCCUCAGGGAAAGCCUGUGUGCAAAAGGUUUUUUUAGACUAGGAGCGAAAAUUUCUCAGCGUGCAGUCCUCAAGCUCCAGGGAUGAGGCUCUAAGGGACAAACGCGCCCAGAUCCUGUCACGCGGGCUGCCGAAACAGAAUCCCAUAGAAGGAGUUAAGCAGGUGGUCGUCUUGGCUUCUGGAAAAGGGGGAGUUGGAAAAUCAACAGCAGCAGGUGUGAGAACUGUUGAAAAUUGAUCCUGGCAUGAGAAGAGUUCCAAGUGUGGUCUUGAAAGAAUCAAUAUAGCCCUUGCCCUGGCAGCAAAUGAUUCGACCAAAGAAGUUGGUUUACUUGAUGCAGACAUAUAUGGACCUUCAAUUCCAAAGAUGAUGAACUUAAAAGGAAACCCAGAAUUAACACCAAGUAGGACUGAUGAAGCCAUAUCUGCAACACAGCUCCAUUAAUGGAACAGCUUUUACAGAGCUUUGUUUCUGCUGCAGUCUAUCAGGAUGAAAAGAAGUGGUAAACCUACUCAGAAAAUCUAAUGAGGCCCCUUAAGAACUAUGGAAUUGCAUGCAUGUCUAUGGGUUUCUUGAUAGAAGAGUCUGCCCCAGUUGUGUGGAGAGGGCUCAUGGUAAUGUCAGCUGUUGAGAAAUUAUUGAGACAGGUUGACUGGGGUCAGCUGGACUAUUUAGUAAUUGACAUGCCACCUGGGACUGGAGAUGUACAGCUGUCAGUGUCACAGAAUAUUCCAAUUGCAGGAGCUGUAAUCAUCUCCACUCCGCAAGAUGUGGCUUUAUUGGAUGCACGCAAAGGAGCUGAAAUGUUUAGAAAAGUCCAUGUACCUGUUUUAGGACUAGUUCAAAAUAUGAGUGUUUUCCAGUGUCCCAAAUGUAAGCAUGAGACACACAUUUUUGGAGCGGAUGGUGUAAGAGAACUAGCAAAAACCCUUGGAUUGGAUUUUUUAGGAGACAUUCCACUGCAUGUUAAUAUACGGGAGACGUGUGAUUCAGGACAGCCUGUUGUGAUCUCGCAGCCUCAAAGUGAUGCCGCUAAAGCCUAUCUAAAGAUAGCUAUGGAAAUAGUGAGACGACUGCCAGUACCUCCUUCUUGAAGUGUUUAUCACUGAAACUUACCAAAAAAGCGGUCUUUUGGUGCAACCAAUGCAGAAGAGUCCUCCUACCUAAAUCUAUGGAUGCCAUAUUUUAGUUCUAAGAGCUUUUUUAGGAGUUAAUUUAUCAGAGGUUACACUAUGAUUGUGAUACUCAGUUUUUAAAAUCAUUGUUUGGCCAUGUUCAAAUGGAUUAGAGUAUUCAAAAGAAGAUAGACAGUAUUUAACUGCUGGAUUGUAACAUCAUCAAGCAAGAGGGGAUGAAGUACAUUUUUUCACGUGUUGUGUUUUAAGGUCAAGAACUAAACCCAGCCACUCAAGCCAAGCAAAAUUAUGAGAAUGAUGCCAAGCCAUAAGUCCUGCUUAAAAAAAUUACAUUUGCAGUACUCUAAUUUAUUUCAGUUUUGGUUCAUUCUUUUACUUGGUUAACUACCAAGCUGACCUUAAGUUCUUGAGAAGCAAAUUCAGUUAUGUAACUGUAAUACUUUUGUGUGUUUGUCUUAAAAUUAAAAAAAUUCCACGUAUACUCUGAAGAGUUCUUGUGAUGGAUCAUGAGCAAAUUGAUUCAUUAUUGGAUAAUGUUCGAUCAUAAGGCAAUUCACAGUUUAGUAGAGAAUGGAUUACAUGACCUUGAGGCGUAUUUCUUGAGUACUUUGCAUUGUAAUGGACCCAGACAGAAGAAUAGGUAACCAGGGUCGUAACUGAAAACCAGAUGUUGUGCCUGAACUCAGUCUGCCAGGGCAUGCAAAUGAUUAAGAUAAAUUAAAUUUAUGAUUGCAUAUUCCUAUUGCAGUGCAGCAACUUGGAAUUUGAAUAUAGAGAUAUACUUGUGAAGUAAAGAAAAAUUUCUUCUUCAAA